Naegleria gruberi is the source of this 1233-nucleotide messenger RNA. RefSeq lists its product as uncharacterized. NCBI's taxonomy places the organism in Eukaryota, Heterolobosea, Eutetramitea, Acrasida, Naegleriidae. The transcript has a single exon. Bases 1 to 1233 code for a protein of 410 amino acids. The record is from RefSeq and is a predicted model, not a curated record.
AUGGCUAAAAAGAAGAAUAAUAAUAAGAAUAAGAAUUCAGCCUCUUCGGCAACAACACCAGUUUCACCAGUGAGUGAAGUCAGUGAGGAUAAUAGUAUUGAAGAAACUGUUACAUCAUCAACAACAAUGGAAGAGGAACAAACAGUAUCAACAACAACUCAAGAAUCUACAAUUGAUGAAGCCUCCACAAUAACUUCUACCACUGAACAACAAGAAGAAGAAGAAGCCUCUGAUAAAAUUCAACAACCUGAAGAAGUAAAUUCAUCAUCUACAACAACAGCCAUUGUUACUGAAGGAAUACCAACAACUAACACUGUUGAAACAUCUGAUUCUAUUACUACUACUAAUACUAAUACUACUACUAUUGAUAAUAACAUUCCAACAAGUAGUACAACAACAACAACAAUUGAAGAAGAAGAAGAAAAAACAAAUCAAAAAAGUGAAGAAGAAAUUAUAACAGAAGAAAUUGAAAAAUUAAAAGAAGAUUUAACUGAUCGUGUUAAAGUAGUAAGAGAAGAAUUAGAAUUACAAUAUGAAAUUGAAAUUAAAAAAUUACAAAUUGAUCAUCAAGAAUCUUUAAAAAAACAAUUAGAUUUAUAUGAAAAUAAGAUUAAUUCACUUGUUGAAACUCAUAAAUAUGAAAUUGAACAAUUAAAUGCUCAAUUAAAACAAAAAGAUGAAGAAAAUUUAAAUGAAUUGGAAAAUAUUAAAUUAUUAGAAAUUAAAUUACAAGAUCAAUUAAAUGAAAAUAAUUCUAAAGAUUUAAUAAUUAAUAAUUUAAAUAAUAAUAUUGAAAAUUUAAAUAAUAAUAUUAAUAAUUUAAAAAAUGAAAUUGAAAUUAAAAAAUCUGAAUUAAAAGAAAAAAAUGAAAAUUCAAAUGAAUUAAAUGAAACUAUUAAAAAACAUUUAGAAAAAAUUCAAAAUUUAGAAAGAGAAGAAUUAAAUUCAUUACAAAAAAUUAAUCAUUUAAAUCAACAAUUAAAAACAACAAGUGAAAAGAAUUCUGAAUAUGAAAAUAGAAUUUUACAAUUAGAAGAAGAAUUAAAAUCACAAAAAGAAAAUGAAACAAUUAUUUUACAUAAAUAUUAUCAUCAUGCUUUAUUAGCUGUAAAAUUAACUUUAUCAAAUAUUAAUUUUUCAGUUCCAGAUUUGUUAGAUGAUUGUAUUAAAGAACAAGUUAAAGAAGAAGAUUUAGAUUCUUGGAUUACAAAGAAAUUAGAAUUACAAAAUUAA